AUAGUAGAUUAUCAACAAUAUAUCAGACAAAGAAAAACAGACGGAAGUCGCCGACUUGGAGCAACGCAAACAAAUUUCGAGAUCUGAGAAACAAGUCCUGCCCUGUUCUUCUGUCCACCAUGGCCGGCCGGAUCGCUCUCUCCAGGGCUGCAAAGCAUGUUGUGGCUGCGGCAGGGGCGGCACGUUCAGCUCCUGCCUUCAGGGCACCUGCUGCGAGUACACCUUCUGGAGCAGGCAGCGUGCUUAGGAAUCUACAGCAGAGGUACCUAUCAAGCUUUGUUUGUCAGAGGGUACAGGGCGUGCAGUCUGGCGCUGCUUCUUUUUCUAAAAGGAUUCAUAGGAGUGAUCCAGAAGGAGUUAUAAACAAGUUCAAAAUGCUAAAUCGAGGCGUUUCAACUGCAGCAAGGGCGGAAGGCCAUGUUCUUGGUACACAUAGUGCACCCUAUUACAUGGUAGAGAAAGGCCUACUUAAAAAGCAGCUUCUGCGUACUUCUGGAGGCCUUGUAGUUGCUGGCUUUGCGGUCUAUGCAAUCGGUAAAGUGGAGGAAGCAAUGGCUGGCAAGUUUGAAGGUUUGAAAGCAGUGCCUAGGGAUUUGACCACAAAACUCAGUGACGUAAAGGGGGUUGAUGAAGCCAAAGCUGAGCUCGAGGACAUAGUUCACUACCUACGAGAUCCAAAUCAUUUCACACGCCUCGGUGGUAAGCUUCCAAAGGGUGUUUUGCUUGUAGGCCCACCCGGCACAGGGAAGACCAUGUUGGCAAGGGCUGUGGCCGGGGAAGCCGGCGUCCCUUUCUUUGCGUGCAGCGGCAGUGAUUUCGAGGAGCUCUAUGUUGGUCUUGGGGCUAAAAGAGUGAGAGAGCUCUUUCGUGCAGCAAAGAAGCAGUCUCCUUGCAUAAUAUUCAUUGAUGAAAUUGAUGCGAUUGGUGGGCGCAGACAGGAAAAAGGUUCAUCGUUGGAUAAGCAGACGCUGAACCAGCUGCUUGUUGAGAUGGAUGGCUUCAAGCAGAAUGGCGGGAUAAUUGUGAUUGCAGCGACAAACUUCCCCGAGUCAUUAGAUAAGGCCCUUGUCAGGCCUGGGCGUUUUGACCGUCAAGUCCAUGUAAAUAUUCCAGAUGUUAAGGGCCGACGGCAGAUCCUCGAGGCAUACAUGUCAAAGGUGUCUACAGCCGAGGGUGUGGAUGCAACGACCAUUGCAAGGGGGACGCCUGGGUUUUCAGGUGCAGACCUUGCAAGCCUAGUGAAUGAUGCCACUCUCAAGGCUUCCAAGGAUGGGGCAAAUGCUGUUGCAAUGGAUCACUUUGAGUACGCCAAGGACAAGAUCAUCAUGGGCAGUGAGCGCAAGUCCAUGGUGAUGUCUGCUCAAUGCAGGAAGAUGAUCGCAUACCACGAGGGUGGGCACGCCCUUGUUGCUAUCCUCACGGAUGGUGCUCACCCUGUCCACAAGGCUACCAUUAUGGCCCGGGCAAAUAAUCUCGGCAUGGUGGCACAACUGCCAGGGGAAGACAGCGAACUGGAACUCUCGAGGAAGCAGAUGCUGGCGAGGCUGGAUGUCUGCAUGGGGGGACGGGUGGCCCAGGAGCUUAUAUUUGGAGAAGCAGGGGUCGGAACAGGUGCCUUGUCUGAUCUAGCUCAGGCGACUCAGGUGGCGACAGAGAUGGUCACUAGGUAUGGUAUGAGCAAGCGGGUCGGCCUUGUUUCCUAUGGCAAUGAAGACAAUGCUGGUGGUGGCAAGACGAUGAACAUGAGCGGGCGAACGUCAGAAGUGGUUGAUGAGGAGGUGAAAGCAUUGUUGGACAACGCUUACAAGAACGCGAAAAAGGUUAUCACUAAACAUAAGAAGGAGCUCCAUGCGCUAGCAAAUGCCCUCCUGGAGCAUGAAACUCUCACUGGUGCCGUGAUCAAGGAACUUGUUUCGACAGGACGAUAAGGAGAUGUUCCUAACAGUAGCCAGUAAAAUGAGGGAAUUCUGCCUUUCGCCAGAUCGCAAAACUAGUAUCGACAGAAGAACAAGCGCAUGGUCAUAACAAUAGCCAGCAGGCUCAGGGAACACCUUCUUCGCCCUAGUCAGUGGAGAAGUAGUUUCUUUUCCUGCUAUUUUUGUUGCAUGCACACGAAAUGUACAGAGCUAUGCAUAUUUUCUGGAUUUUCAUCUGACUUUUGUUCCUCAAAUCUGAAGAGAAGGCGGUGUGUUUUGUUCUUUUGCUUACUGUGUUGUGAACCAGUAAAACCUCCUGUUUUGGGUCUCAAGCAUGGAUUACUGUGCCCCAAGAUUUCUGUCGUUACUGAAUAGGGCACAAAUAUGUGUAAAUACGAUUUCAUACAUUUUUUUACCCAGCUGCAAAACAUAA
Hordeum vulgare subsp. vulgare (domesticated barley) is the source of this 2349-nucleotide messenger RNA. Its product is annotated as ATP-dependent zinc metalloprotease FTSH 5, mitochondrial-like. The transcript has 6 exons. Gene Ontology annotation, biological process: proteolysis. The record is from RefSeq and is a predicted model, not a curated record. The coding region runs from base 120 to 1928 and encodes 602 amino acids. NCBI's taxonomy places the organism in Eukaryota, Viridiplantae, Streptophyta, Magnoliopsida, Poales, Poaceae. Gene Ontology annotation, molecular function: ATP binding; metalloendopeptidase activity; ATP-dependent peptidase activity. Gene Ontology annotation, cellular component: membrane; chloroplast thylakoid.